AUGGCUGAAUCUGAGGAAAAAAAUCUCGAAAAAGAAGCCGAGCAGAUCGAAGCAGAGCUCGGUGAAGACCAUCUUGUUCACCUACUGCAAUGCCUUACAUCGAACUCACCAGAUGCCUCACAACGCCUUCUAGAAUUGCAUUCAGAGUGCCGUAAUGUCAUAUCGAAAAAGCCACCAAUCAAAUCAAAAACCGUGAAGCUGGAACAGAAACAAACCAUUUCACAAGGUCCAACUAAAGCUGUGUCGAGCAAAACGAUGGCAUCACGUACACAGAAAGUCCAGCCAGUUGUACGUUUACCAAAUUUUUUGACUUAUUUGCCAUUACCUAAGCUCAUGUUUGGGAAACCUCGAAUAAUGAUGACAAAACAAGCGCACUCCUUGGUACCACGUGAUACGCACAGGAAUAUCGCCGCCUGA
Haemonchus placei is the source of this 417-nucleotide messenger RNA. The record is from the annotation of a GenBank genome assembly. NCBI's taxonomy places the organism in Eukaryota, Metazoa, Nematoda, Chromadorea, Rhabditida, Trichostrongylidae.